Messenger RNA from Xyrichtys novacula (pearly razorfish), 24724 nucleotides. Lineage: Eukaryota; Metazoa; Chordata; Actinopteri; Labriformes; Labridae. The record is from the annotation of a GenBank genome assembly.
AGUGACCCAGGAAGCUCUUCUUCUGCAUCCAUAAACAUAUUAACGCGCUCGAGAUGGGACGUUGCUGCAUAGAAUCAGAGCCGUGAGAGGAUCCCAGUCCUGUCCGCAGAAGCAGAGCUCUCAGGAUCAGAACGAUGGGCUGACCGGGACAGACCGUGAGCGAGAACCCAGACUGCAACCCGAGAGUGGAUGGUGAGUGCAUGAAGAUUCAUUCAAAUACAUGAAUUCCGUAAGUGCAUCCAUUAAAUCUCAUUUAUUUGAUGCCUAAUGUGAAACAGCAGAGGAGAGGAGUGUGAAAGCUGACAAUACUCUGCAGUGAAAGCUGAUCAAACACAGUAGAGAUAUUAAACGACGUAGUUGAUGCAGAGGAAACCUGAGACUCGCGUCAUAAAUGAAGGAUCCUCCUCCUGCAAAAAUUACACAAAGAAAAAAGUGUAACAUGCACGUACACUAAUACUGGAAGGACAUUUAUGUGGGACAAUCAAACAAGAUCAAAUAACCUCUCUGAGAUGGCUGCAGAAUGAAACAUUUAUUGACUCUUUCAGAAGUAGUUGUUGUACUUUGUCUUUACAACUGAGGAUGCACUUUGUACAGGUGCAGAGCUGCUGAAUUGCAGAAAAUUACAAUGUAGCCCAUCUACUUAUGCUGAGUCUACGACAUUUUAAGCAUUAGAGGAGCAAAAAUGUAUCCCUAUAUUCCAUUUCUAUACAUAGUCUAGUCUUGUAAUUUUUCUCAUUUUUCAAGAUGUAAAACUUCAUUGGAUAAUUGUACACCUUUAUUAUUUUUGAUUGCAAAUUAAUAUUUUCUUUUAGAAUCAGAGAUUAAUUUGACCCAUGUGUUAUUUUUAGCUCUAAAAAGCCAGUACACAGUGCAAAAUGUUCAAGAUUGUGAUGGUUUGCAAAGCAUUUAAAGCGUCACAUGAUUGAAAACAUUGAUGAGGCAAAAUAUCAAAUAUUAAAACAGAACAAACACUCUGAGAGAGACUGAGUUUCCUGAGUGUCAAACGUGAAAGAAUAAGUGGAUUUCAUCAUCUACAGAUCAUAAUAUCACUAAAGGAUUCAGAGAAUCUGGAGAAAUCUCAGUACAAAACGGACAAGGACCAAAAACGAUCCUUGAUGGUUCUGAUCUUCAGGCCCUCAGACAGCACUGCAUUAAAAACAGACAAGGCUCUGCAGUGGAAAUCACUGCAUGUGCUCCAAAUCAAGAAGAAACCAUGUAAAAACAUGAUAUAAACUACCCCCUCCUCUUAAAAGGACUUUUCAAUUCUUACCAAGUCCAUCACUACAUUCUCAAGUUUAGGUCAGUCAGCUUUAUAAUUUUGGCCAUACCUGCACAGCUUUGGCCUUCCUUUCUGGUCCAACCUGAGGGCCCUCUGCCACCGCCCAAAUCACCUGUACUACUUUCCAGUUACCUUUAUUUAGCCACCAGCAAUAGCACUGAAUAUCUAUCAGGAGGAUGGAGACAAUUGGUAAGAAUUGAAGCUGUCCAUCAAGUUUAUGUCAUCCAGGAGGCUCAACGUGAACAUCAUCAGGCGGUUUCAGGGUGCUUUAAUUUACGCAGUUUCCCUGUUAAUGUGAUAGCUAUUAUUUAGCAGAAGGGGGCGCUACAUGUCUUAAAGAUCUGGGUAACUACUCCCAGCUUUUUAGUUGUAGUCUGAAGAAGUUAAUUUUCCUUUAUAUCCUUUUCAACUAAAUAGGAAGAUUUGAUAAGAAAUCUAUCUAUCAUUCAUCUGUCUAUCUAUCUGUCUGUCUGUCUGUCUGUCUGUCUGUCUGUCUGUCUGUCUGUCUGUCUGUUGUUUCAGCAGAUACUUUGGUGAUAUAUAUUUCUUCUUUAGGGCUGUCAAACAUUACAUUUUUCAAUCAUGAUUUGUACAUGAUUGUCCAUAAUUAAGCCGUUAUUAAUCUCAUAUUCAUUGCACAUCCCAUUAAUGUUGUAAGUGUAAGUUGAAGGGAUAUUUUUUAAGUUUUUAAGACUCUUGUCAGAGUUGUUGUUGACAAAUGUGCUUUCUCUUUGCAAAUGUAUUAUUAUUAGUAAUUAUAGCAGCGGUAAUGGUUGGUACUAAUGAUUUUAUAAGAACUUUAUUCUUCUGAGAAAAUGAGAGCUUUUUUAAGUCUUAGAAAAAAAAUGUAAAUUUGGCCUUAAUACUAUCAUAUAUCAUCAGGAAUGUAAAUGACUAAGACGUUUAGACACAGAGGAUGAUUUAAGGUGCAUGACCCCCCAAAGUCUGGUUUAUUUAGUCCAAAAUAAAGGUCCAUAAUCUAAAACCUUGUCCACAGUCCUCAGUGUCUUAGAUAUUGUCAAAGAAAACAAAUGCACAAAUAAACCACCAAACUCCUGUAUUAUACAGUUUUAAAGUACUCAUGUUGUCAGUGGAGUCUAGGGCAAAGUUACUACUUUUUCUCUCACAGUCUGUCCCCUCAGGGCUCUCUUCCUCCAGAAUCAGUGCAUUUGAAGCCACAACCGCACUCUCUUGUCACCAUAAAUAGAAAAAGAGUUGUUUGUAUUCUUGGAAGAUGUCUUACUGAUAACUGACUUCUGUAAACUGAGACCUUUACGUCCCUUUAAGGCCGCUUCUUUAAACUGAGGAAGUGAAGACGGAUCACUUCCUUCGCUGAGCCGAGGCCUGAGCAGUUUGACACAGUUAAAGAAAAACUGACACAACAAAGACCACACAGUGUAAAGCAGAUUUUCCACUCCUCAAUGCACCUCAGCAAACACACAGACCUGAAGCUCCUCACCUUGAAGACGAUUGGGGGCCUCUGCAGACUAAAAUGUCAAAUUCUUUCACAAUCAUCAGUCGUGCUGUUCUGAUUUCCUUUUUUACUCAAACAUUUUAGCAGAAAAAUUCUCCACUUUUAAUCUCAAACAAGAUGUUUGACCGAAAAUUCGAUUCUCAUAGAUGACCUUCUCUUGUAAAAAUAUUUCCAUAAUUCUUGUUAAUUUAUGACUUUUUUCUCAUAGAUUCACAGCUUUUCUUUCCUCCAAAUCUACAACUUUAUACUCAGUAAAUUUACAAGUUUAUUCUCCCAGAUUGACUUCUUUCAAACAACUUUUUAUCUUACAACUUCCUCAUAAAUUUGUCCUCAUAACUUUAUUCUUGUAUAUCUUUCCAAUUUUUAGGGGAAUUUACCUUUUUAUUUCUGUAAGUUCAUUUUUGCCUCCCCCCCCCCAAAAUUAAGCAGAUAUUACACUUUUUUCUCCUUAAUAAACAACUUUUCUAUUCAUGAACUUAUUUAUUUUUUUCAUAGAUUUUCAGCUUUAUUUAUGCUAAUACACAUUUUUCUUAGUCUUUUACAAACCAUUUCAUGUAAAUUCACCACUUAUUUCCUUUGGUAGUCCGUACUAUGAGCUUAAACUUUGUUCUUGUAAAUUUGUGGCUCUCUUCUUGUUAUUUCUUACUUUUUGUGUUUACAGCUAUUUUCUCAUCAGUUUAUGACUAUACUCUGGUAAAUGUACUAGUUUAUUCUCUAGAUUUGCGACUCCUUUCUCAUAAAUCCAGUACUGAUAUCUGACAAGUUUUUUGCAAAUUUUUUUUUACUUAAUUCCCAUACAUUUACAACUUUUGACAUGUAGAGUUAAGCUUUUUAUCUCAUAUAGUAGUAACUUCUUAAUGAUUUGUCUAUUUCCUGAUUUAUUAACAGCUUAAAUUAUUAGAUAAGCCUGUAGAUAAAAGUUUGUCAUUGAAAAUGUAACAUUUUGUUUUCUUUUGACGUGGCCUAAAUCUCAGUAAGAUGAUUUCUUUUCAUUUUUGCCCACUAACUUUUAUCAUUUCCUCAACACCAAAUAGUCUUUUUUGCAGCAGUGUCAACAGGCAGAGAGGAAAUGAGCCAGACCUCUUUCUGCAGGUUGAUUUGAUUUGGCCUGUGGUUGUUCCUGGCAUUGUUUCUGCUUUGAAAGUUAAUCACUGGUGGUUUGACCAAUCAGACUCAAGUAUUUAACACAGCCAGGUUAUAAAAAGUGAUGAAUUAGCUUAGCAUUAGCACUCUACCUACAUCAGUAAAUUUUAUAUUUAGAUUCCUUUUUUCUGGGUCAUAAGAUUUCCUGCGACAAAUAAAAAUGAAUAAAUAAAUGAAUGUGUUAUAUAAAUGAAGUGUUAUAGCAUAAAUAGAGGCCAUUUUGCUGAAAUUGAAUAAUUAAUAAAAAUGAAAAUAUCUCUAAAUAAUGAAUUCAUUCGAACUAAAAGGAAGAUUUUGAAGGUAUAAGUUAAAAAUUAAAUCACACAAAUGCAUACAAAACAAAUGAUUAAAAUGAUUAGAAUUAUAUUAAUCAAUAAAAUUUCUAUCAAAUAGGCCAUGAAUCAUUUUAAAUGAAAAGACAGAGACUGAAGACAAAAAAAUUGAAAGAGUUUAAACAAAAGCUAAAACAGACCUGCGGCCCCUUCAUUCACUUAAAACCAGCUCAGAGCCUCUCAGUUAUUUUCUUAUCAAUAAGUUGUUUCAUCUUCCUGUCUCUCAAUAACAAAAUAAUCAUCUGUAACUAUGAUGAAACCCUUCUGUGCAUCGCCUCCAUCAUAAAGUGACUCGUCUGUUUGCAGUAGUCACUUCCUGCACCGUGUUGCGGGGCGGUGGUGUUGGUCAGUGUUCAGAUAAAAAAAAAAGGAAGUAAAAGAAUAAAAAUGUGAAGGAAGUCGUUGAAAUGAGGAAGCUUCAGAGUUGCUCGGCCUGGCUGUGACUCUGUGCCUCAGACUCUUCACCUGCUGAUCAGUGUUAGAGAUUGAUUUUUGAGAUCAUUAACAUUCAAACCUCUGUGUUUCUGAGGGUGUGGAUAAACGCUGACUGACCUCCUCUCAUGUUGUUCAGUCUGCAGACGGCUGAUGGAGGACUGAAGGAAAGACCUGCGGACGACUGACGCUCUGAGACUCUGAGGCUGCUUCGACACAUCCAGAACAGUAAGAUCGAGAAGCGUUUUCUCUUAUUAGUCCGAUUAAAAUUAGACUUCUGAUCUCUACCUGCAAAAUAUUUGCCCUAAAGUCAACACAUUUUGAGCUUUAACAUCAGUCUAACCAGAAGAUAACACCUUUUUUUUCGUUCUCACUUUUUUAUCUUAAAGCUUCUAAAGGGUCGAGGUUGCUCCACAUUUCCUAAAUGAGUUUCAAAAAUUAAAAUUAUUUCAUGGAAUUAAACAGCAGAUAAUCUUCUUAUGUCUGUUUUAGUUAAAUUUAUCACCUCUGAGGGUUCCUUCAUUGACUUUCCCUCCAUAACGCUUAAGAGUUCAAACACUUGUACUCAAAAAGCUCUUAAUUUGUGAUGCUGUUCAAUUGUUGGAAUACUAAGUUCAAAUCUAAAGUUUAUUUUAGUAUUGAUAUGUCUCUAAAUCCAAAGUGGAUUAAAAAUACUGGUUAAGCUGUGAAGUUCUCAAAACAUAUAUUGUUUUACAAAUUUGUAUAUAUCAUGAAAGAUGAACCUCAGCAGUAAAAGGUCAUUCUUACAGCAUUCUUGAUAUGUUGAUGCCUCCAAAAUAUGUUCCCGGUAAAUUUUAUGGUAUUACUCCAAAAAUGAUGUUUUAUUUGUAUAGAACUUUCUAAUACAAGUCACAAAGCGUUUCAUAAGGCAAUAAAACAGUUAAUAAAGCUAAGAGAUAAAUGAAAUUGGAGAUAAAACAUUAAAAUCAAAAGUAGAACCACAAAAGAAAGUUUUUUGUUUUUUUUAGAAAGGUGUGGCUGUCUUAAAUAUCACAUGGUUUUCUUCUACUGUACUUACUACUGUAAAAGACCAAAGCACAUUAAUGAUUUGAUUGUGGUGCCUUUUGUAACUGUUUUUAAGAAACUCAAAGGUUUGUGUGGUAACAACCACCUUGUACUGAAUGUUCAUAGGACAAAGGAGAUGGUGUUUGACCCUCAGGUGACCUCAGACCUGUGCUUUUCCACAUCGCGCCCUUGUUCAGGACAGGUCCACUCAGACGAAUAUCUCGGUGUCUUCUCUGAUGCAGAUUACAACAGAGCCUGUGUUUUUUACGCCACCCAAGGGUCUGUGGUGUUGAUCAAAAAUGUUGUUUAUAUUCUGUCAGACAGGUCUGGACAGUCCAAUCAGGUUCAGUAUCGCCAUUUUAAUCGUUUAAAAAAACUGGUUAAUUGGUACUCCAUGGAGAGGAUCAUUGGUGUUGAGUGUAUCUCGAGUAUUUAUGAACAGACAACCUCACAACAAACCAGUAAGAUCAUCGUCAACACGUCUCAUGUUUUGCACACAGACUUUUGCGGCAGACUUAACAGAUUCAAACAUUGACUUAUUCCUACACUGAAUAAACUUAGAGUGAAAGCCAAACGUCUGGAGUUGAUGUUUCGUGUAUUUUGCACCAAAGCUGGACGCGCUAAACAUUCCUCAAUGUUACAUAUUCAUUAUGAAUUUCUUUCGGAGUCAGUGUCUUGCGUUGAUUUGUAUGAACUUGUACUUUAAUUUGCACAUGGUCGUGUAUUUAAAGAUGGUUUUUAUGUACGUUCUCUGUGGCACAGACUUUUAAAUAUUGGACACUCUGAAAAUGCAGUUGCAUGGUUUUUAAAUGACUUCCAUGAUCAGUCUCAUUGCAAUAGGUAUGAUGGCCUCUGAUCCAUAAAGGUGUGCACAGGGUUAUGUAUUAGGCCCCCUUUGGUGACUAUUUAUAUGAAUAAUCAGCACACAGUUACAUACUGAUGUGCAGCAACUCCCAUACCUCGUUUAUAAAGCAAUUUCAGGCCUGUAACCACACUAUCUUUGUGUUUAUAUCAAACAGACAAGUACCAGUCAGUGUUUAAUACGCUCUCAAGGACUUCUUCCAGAAAGCUUGCACAGAAAAUGGUAAAAGGGCUUUUGGGUUUUCUGCUGGAAUUUAUGGUAGAAUGAUGUUAAACUUUGAGGAGCGGGUCUGAAGAAGAUUCUUGAGGAUGUUGAUUUAAGAUUACCUAGUUGCACAAAUGACUCUGAGGUAGUCUCUCUUUUUACAUGUUAAUUUCAAUGCUUAUGGACUCUGCUGAUGCUCUUUGUGUUUCUAUCGGACUCUAUAGGGAGUUUCAUAAUCUGGGUGGGACCAACCUUGUUAAAUUAAGGUUGAUUCAAAUGAAAAAGUUGGGUUUUACAACCCCCCGGGGUCAUUCUAACGUUAAUUGUACUGUACCAUACUGUUUAUUUUGUUUAUUAUUUACUUUAAGGGCUUUUUAUUGGCAUUUGAAUUGCAUGUUCCACCCCUAAUACUUUAUGUUGUUACUGAUUGAGAAGAAGAAUUUUAGGCCUUCCCUUUUUUAUUUAUGGCAGAUCAGAAAUGAUGUUCUCAGCAUAUGUUCUCCACCUGGUAUCAUCAUUUGUCCUCAAACAGCAUUCUUAGUUCCCUACAACCUUUUCUCUGCACUCACACUCAGCAGCUCCUCUCAACUUUUUCUUCUCCUUUAAGUCACUAAAAUAAGACAACUUGUUGGAUUAAGUUUCACUUGUGGUGCUAUUACGACAACAGGUGAUUCACGCGCUGAUGGGGAUUGUUAUAAAUGACAAAAUGUUUCUUAACUGCCCAAAACUACAAGUGCAGAAGCACGUCCACAUGCAUGAGGACAUAUUUCUCACCUAAUGUAGUAUCUACCUCUCAUCAACAUGUUAACGGAGUUUAAUGUCAAUGAAAUUUAAGAUUUAGGAAAACAACUUCCCAAGUGGAGGUUUUUUUAAAUGGAUGUUUUCAUGCGGACGGCAAAAAAAACUAAUGUUUUGAGAGGCACUGACAUUCUUGUGCACCGCAGUUGUUUUUAAUAUUUGAAAACUUUGCUUCAUCAUCACAGUGAAAGCACUGUCGACUCACCUGCCACUUUAGAUCCUCAGGUGGAGCCAUCCUGGUCAGUCCAGAGUCCAGAUUAAGAUGUUAAGAUGGAGACAUGAGGCGUGCCAACUAUCUGAUGUUUUUUUUUAGCAUUACACAAAUUUUGACCCUUCUCGUUGUUCCUCUGGCAACUUUUUACUUGUUUGGUUGUUCCUCUACAACAACCUUUGACCUCUCUGGUUGUUCCUCGUUCAACUUUUUAAAAAUGUGUUUGCUUCCAAUUUAAAAUGAGCACUGUUUUUUCAUGAAACAAGAACAUGUUUCACACAAUAUUUAGUGCUUCAUCUUUGCACCAUUUUCAGUUAAAUAUGGAGUUGAUAUAAUUUGCAAACCAUCAAAUUCAGUUUUUAACAACAUUUAACACAGUACCCCUACUUUUGGGUACUUUUGGGGGACUGUUUCGUCUGGGUUUUUCCUCUGCGGUUGCCUUAAUGUCAGCAUAUGAGGGAUUUUGAGGAUGAAGGUUGUUCACUUGAUUGCUCAGUUGACCUAAAAACUUUCAAAUAGCUUGCUCUGUAUUCAGGCUGCUGUUUGUUUUCUCAUUAUUUUAGAUUUUUAAUGAAUAAAAAAGGCAUUUCUGCUAAUACUGAUCAUCAAGUUAGAAACAAAACCCUUAUUGAACUAUUAAAAGCUUUAAAAUGUCUCGAUCCUCUUGCGGACGGAGGAUACAUCAUCCAUGAUUUCCAUAAGAAUGUCAAUCUUUAACUACUCAAAGCUGAUUUAUGAAAAUCCAAAUAUACAUGAGGAUAGAUUAUCUUCUGGAUGUAUGUCAGUCAGAGGAUAGGAUAGGUAGUAGUGAGAGGUUUUGCACAGGUGUUUAUCUUUUAUCAUACCUGCAGAGAAUAGUGGUGUAUGGUUUCGUUUUUAUGUUUCUGGUAGUUUCCCUCAGUGGUCAGUCAAACAUGUUAAUGUCUGUGAGUCUUUUAUAAAAGCUGAUUUGCAGAGCAGGGGGUUUCACGAGUGUGAUGUUGAGGCCGUGUUGUGGUUUUUCUACAUUGUGAUGACUACUAAGAGGAAGAGUGAACGUUUAUUCAAUACAACUCAGGAUCUUUGAGCCGCAGGUCAGUGUGUCAACUCUAGAGAUUUACUCUGCUCAAGCAGGGAUCAGUUAUCAAUCAGUCUGUCCACUGGUUCAUCCAUCACAUCAGAUUAUUGCUUUAAAAGUGGGUUUGAGAUUCAUGGUCUCCAGUCCAAAGACAGGUUGGAAUUGACUGUGACUUUCACUUCAGCUCUUCGCUCAGUUGUUCUAAAAUCUGUUCAAUUCAUAAACAUUCAUGGCUUCCAAUUGAUAAAAUCUGAUAUCUAAAAAUACUGAAUUUAAUAAAACUGGAAAAGGAGAUGAGCAGGAAAUCAACUGAUAGGUCCGGGAUCAUUCAUUAUGUAUAAGCGAUGUUUGUUUUUGUCUCUGGUUUUCAGGUUGCUUGCAGCCUGGUGACUGAUCUUUGACUUCCACUCCAGAACCACCUCUGAAUCAGAAUCCAACAUGGCUGACAAUGUAAACUCAUUACCGUUCUUCUACGGGAACAUCACCCGAGAGGAUGCGGAGGACUACCUGCGUCAGAUGGGCUCCAUAAACGGCCUGUACCUGCUGAGACAGAGCAGGAACUACCUAGGUGGCUUUGCUCUGUCCGUGCUGCACUCGGGCCGCUGCUACCACUACACCAUCGAGAGACAGCCUGACCAGACCUACGCCAUCGCUGGGGGGAAGAGCCACCGCAGCCCACAGGACGUCAUCGACUACCACUCCCAGGAGCCAGACGGGCUGGUGUGUCUGCUAAAGAAGCCGUGCAACAGACCCAAAAAUAUGCAGCCCAAAGUGGGCGCCUUUGAGGACCUGAAGGAGAAGUUGAUUCGGGAGUACGUAAAGCAGACCUGGAACCUGCAGGUCAGUCUGGAAACUUUCUCUACUGACAGAAAAAUACAUUUAAACCCAGUGAUAUCUGACUCUGUUCACAAGCGAUCACAUGACCCAGUGCUGUUUUAACAGUGUGUCAGGGGUUCAGUAUUUACAGGUUAGUGUCGGUUUAUGGAGGAUUAUUCAAAGUAUAAGAAAAAUGUUAAGCUGAAACCUAAAAGAUGAUGACAACUUGUAAUAAUAUAAUAUAUAUCAAUUUCUAAAUAUUUAUAGUUUAGUUUAUUCAUAUUCAAAUAUUACUGUGGUGUUGUAUUUUUGCUUUAUUGCGAUGGCUAAGGACCUGACUCACAAAAGGACUGGGUGACUUUUGCAUCCACUAAACCUGUGCACACGACAAAAAGACAUAGUCCACCACACAAAGCGUGUACGACAGAAUAAAUGCACCACAAAUUGCACUGCAGAGCAAAUAGCGUGUCUUGUGGCCACUGUGCAUUUACAUGGGGCAAAAUAUAGGCAUCUCUCUACACAGACGAGUCUCCAUGUAAAAAAUACCACAUUCACAAACACUAACGGUCACAUGCUGUUAGAGUGCAAUUGAACUGCCUGCUGAAAGCUGGUGGUAACUGUGCUUCAGUAUUUGAAACCAAAAGAACAGCAAUUGAUUCAUUCAGUUUUAUAUAGACGUACACAUGAAGUACUUCAAUACAGGGCAUGAUGGAUGUAGAGGCUGUUGUCCAUGCAAAUGUAGUCAUUAAACACUGUAUGUGUGCGUGUGUGCCUGUGCAGGGAGCGGCUCUGGAGCAGGCCAUCAUCAGUCAAAGACCUCAGCUGGAGAAGCUCAUUGCCACCACGGCUCACCAGAAGAUGCCAUGGUUUCAUGGAAUGAUCACACGGGAAGACUCGGAGCCGCGGCUGCAGAGUGGAUCACGGGCAAACGGGAAAUUCCUGUGAGUUUUUAAAUUCCAAAAUUAUUUAGCGAAUUGCUGCAAAAAAGCGGAGUUUGAGUCAGACUCAGGUACCAAAUCAACUUCAUUCAUCCAAAUUUCAGCCAGAAAGAGGGUUAAGUUAUGUUUUGCAGUAUGGUUCUGUUCUGAAAGCUUCAACCUUAAUGUGCAUAUGUAGAGGGCCAAAACCUGAGACAUUGGGAGAGAAGGGGCACACCUCCCCUCUAUUUCAUGUGCAUGCAUGAAAAGUUGAGGCACAGAGAACAGCCGGUAGAACUUCCAAGGUGCUGGGCAUAACAGGCACCAGUGCUGUUCUAUACGACACUGGUAAAGUCAGACUCAGAGUAAAAAGAAGGAAUUGAGGUGAAGGCAGGGAGAGCAGCAGCAAAGAAGAAAGCAGGCCUCAGUGACAAAAUGCAUGAGCAUCAAUGGUGGGUGUUGUGUAGUUGCAGAAACAAACUGUUUAGAGGCCAAAGCUUAGUCUGACCAUCCAACUCUGUUAGAUUUAUGUUUGGGUAUAAAAGUACAGAUUAGCAAACUAGGUGUAUAAGCAAAGUAGCUGGGGCAGGCUUUUCGCAUCAAGACGUCCACAAAAGUCAAAUCUACACCCAGAAGUCUGUGGCCUGGAUCAGGGGGUAGAGAACAUGUACCAAACCCACAGAAGUUUGCAUAAGACUUCUUUUCACAACAGAGACAGUAAUGGCUCUGCUGGUCCCCUCAGUGCUGUUGUAAACACUUAUGAAAUACAUCCACAGUCUGCACAAAUUCUGCAGCACUACAUAAAUCGUUAAAUUCUUGUGAAUUUACAAGUUAAAGGAUGUCUUUUACUUGAAAAGAUGUGUAUUUAUAGUAGCUCAAGCUUUGGUUGGGAGGCGGGGGGAGUCUCAGCUGAAGACACACACACUUAAAUACACACACACCAACAAACACUGUGGUUUCCGCUCUGGCAGUUUGCAAAGGACUUCCUGAAGUAGCCAAAAAAGAAGAAGAAGAAGAAGGCGAGACUGUUCUGUCCUUUUUCUCACAAAGCAUCUCAAACACUUACAAGUUAGUUUCAGGUUAUUGAUUAAGAUCGAAUAAAUUGAGAUCAAUCAUUUAAAAAACUCAGUACACAGAGCUAAAACUGCUUCAACAUGCGGCCAGCAAACACUGACAUAAGUUUUUUUCUUCAAUACAUUAAAAAUAUUACAUUUCUGUAAUAUUUUUGCAUUAUUUUAUCCCUUUAUUUUUACUUUUGGUCUAAAAAUGGAUCAGCUCAGUCACUGAAAAUGAUUCGGAGGUUUAACAUUUCUUGUUUGGGGUCUAUAAGAGCUUUUCUAUUUGAACGUAACGCCACUGCUGCUUCUCUCUGAGACCCUCAUGUUUAAAACUGACGAUACAAAGAAAAUUAUCCCACAUAUAUAUCUAAUAGGACAUAUGCCAAAUGAAUAUUGCGUUAAACCCCUGCUCUGUUUUAAUGUCAAAAUACAUUUAUUGCUGCAUUAGUUUUGCCUAAUGGAGGUUCAACAUUGUAGCAUUGAAGAUAAAUGUAUUUUUUAAUACAUUUAUAAUAAUGGCACCAAUUUUAUUUCAGUCACUGCGAUGAUGAUAUCGUGUGUGUGUGUGUAAAAAGCAGGGUCAAAUAUUGUUAAAAGAGGAAGAGUGAAUGACGUUAAUUUCCAGCAGAUUAAUAACAUGACUGGGCUUUAAAAAACAUUCACACAUUGACAUUUUAGGAUAAUGUGAAAGAAUGAGUGGAUUUCAUCAUACUGAACAUAAUAUCAAUAAAAGAUUCAGACAAUCUGGAGAAAUCUCUGUAUCAUAAAAACAACCAUUCCCCUUAUCUGCUGUUUUAAAAUGUGUCACUGGAAUCAAAUUUAAAUUGUUGAUAAAUUUGAUCAUAAAACAAAAACAUUUUUCAGUUUUAACAUGUGAUAUAUUGUCUUUGCACUAUUUUUAUUGAAAUAUUGUUUGGAAAUUACUCAUAAACCAUAAAAAUCUGUCUUUAUCAAAGUUAUAUACAUGUACCUUAUCAACCAGCCUUUGAAAUUGUAACCCAUCUUUAGAGGACAUGCCAAUUGAAUAAUAAUAGUAAUAAUAAUAAUAGUAGUAAUAAUAAUAAUAAUAAUAAUAAUAAUAAUAAUAAUAAUAAUAAUAAUUCAAGAAAAACUAGGUCCAAAUAUAACAUUUGUAUGAUGGAGCUACUGUAAAAAAAAACAUUUAUUUCAGGGUUAAAGCUGUAAUCCCAAAGGAAAAAAAGAACAUUUUUUAAGGUGCGGUAAGUCCACAGGUGUUUUAAAGAGACCUGCAUUACAACGAGGACCAUGGAGCACAUUAUAAUGUUUUGGUAAAGGUCAGAAACACUGGACAUCCUGGUAGGGUAAUUUUUUUGUCACGUUAACACCAGAAACCAAGUCCAAUAGGCAAAAUGAUGCUUUUUUAAAAUCAUAAUUUCUAUUAUUCUUCCAAUUAUUUCAUUGUGUUUAAAAAAUCUGAUAUUUUUUCCCUAAAUGUGGCCUGUUAAACUCCACGGAGGGUUUAACAUCUGUUUACAGUAUUUAUUUUAAAUCAACAUAAGGUGCUCUCAUAGAGGUUCAGCUCUCAAUCCCCUCAUGCCCCUCAUCCCAGUAUUGAUCUUUUCAGAUAAAUUACUUAUACUACAUGACCUGUAUCGUCCUCAAACAUCCAAACAUGAAGACGGAUGAAAAUAGAUGAGCAGCGAGAGCGAAAACAUCACAAGGUUUAUCGGAUAGUUACUUCCCUUCGCUUGUGUUUCAGACAUUUAGGCCCUUCACACCUCAGGGUGGCUUUACAGCUAGCUCUGGCGCUCUGAAAUCACCCUCGUCCACACCAUCGCUCACAUAACACUGUACGCUCACACUAAGAGAGAAAAAAACCCAAAAGAGUCUGAAAAGAGAAGUAUGGUGCUAUCAGCUUUUGCACUUCAUUGGUUUCAUUUUAACAGCUGCUUGCUGCAAACGUGUUUAUUUAUGCUGGAGUGUUGGACAUCUUUAUGAGCCUCUUUGGGUUUUGACUUACAGUAGAAGACAGCCUCUAGUGGACACUGAAACAAGUGUAGCUUUUGGUACAGUUGUUAUUUCUAAGUUAAGAAAUAUGGCCUGAGAUGGCAUUUUAUACUUAAAACUCCUAUUAGAAACUUUCAGUUUGUGUCUUUUUGGCGCCCCCUUUGGUCAAAACAGCCUCAACAUGCUGACGUUGUGUCCAAUGACAUUAAAAUGUUAAUAUAAAAACCACCAAUCUUGUCCCUUAUGGUUUUAUUUGCCUUUCUCCAUUAUAAAAAACAUCAAUAUGAAUUUUAGUCUUUUUCAAUAAUUUCAAAAAACUCUCCACAGUUACUUAAAGCAAAGAAAAAAUCUGAAUUUUACACUUGUGAAGGUGCCACAGUGUAAAUAACUUUAUAACCAACAACUACAACAUUAAAAUUUGUCUUCCUUUCAUCCUAGAAUCAUCAGUAUCAUCUUUCUUUUCCUUUUUGACUGAGAUGCUUGUUUUCUCUCCUCAUAUGAGUUCAGGAUCCGACAGAGGGACCAGAACGGCUCUUACGCUCUGUGUUUACUCCAUGAGGGACAGGUCAUGCACUAUCGUAUCGACAGAGACAGUGCCGGAAAACUCUCCAUCCCGGACGGCAAGAAGUUUGACACGCUGUGGCAGGUAAGUCAUUUUCAGAUGUCAAAUUAUACCCAGCUGCUUUUUACCUCAGAUACUUAAGAUGAUGUACUCCAGGUUAUUUUUCUACUGAAAAAAAAUUAAAGCUCACUUUUAAGCCUAAAAAAUUUUGAAAUACGAAAAGUAGGUCAAGGUCUUAAUGUUGUGCAGUUGGUGCAAUUUUUGUGCACCUAAUGGAGCUUUUACUUAGGGGGCUGUUGACUCUGAAAACUGUGAAGUAUUGAAAGGUUUCUGCUGUUAUUUUAGACAAAAAAAGCUUCAGGCAGAUGAAAAUACAAACUUUUGAAACCAGGUCCUAGAGUAGAGUAUUUUGAGCAUGUAAACUGGAAGUACUAGGCCUGUAAAACUGGAUAAGUAACAGCCCAUCCACACAUAAGUAUCCCAAAUAGCAAUGGACAAGUAGUUCAACCAACACUUUCACUAAGGCGGGUGAGUUAUUGGACUGUUUUAGAUAUGUUUUGCAGUAUAGCUCUGUUGUGAGAUCUCACUGCCCUUCCACAUGUGUAUGUGAAAUCUCAAAGCCUGAGGUGGGGAGAGCACGCUUCGCCUUUGUUUCAUCUGCAUGUAUGAAAAGCCAAGGCAGGGAGAACAGCAGCAAAGACCCCAAAGCACAGCGCAGAUGAGCGGGCAUCAGUGGUAAAAUCACACUCUACAUAAAAAGGAAGAGCUUAUGAGACAAAAAAUGACCGUCUCCAAAUAGCACUGCUGUCAUGAAGCCAGCAGGUCCAUGCAGCGUCUCUAGUUUUGACCAGACACAACUAGAUCACAGUUUUGGUUUUGGUAUCUGUACAAAUACAAUGACAUCCAGCCACGUUACCCCACUGAAGACACAGAGAAGCUGCACGCAGUGACUGCACCCAGCUGUUCAUUGUCUAAAACUAGUUCCAGCAAGUAAACACCCCCUAAAAACCACAAAAUUAUCUGUUUGACUGCAGAUGAAUCAAAUAAGAAAUAUUCAAAUUAGACUUCUUUAGAUGAGGCUGUGGGUGUAAUGUGGUCGUUACAGUAAGUGCUGAUUUGCUUGAAUGUUCAUAGUAUCGCUUGAAGGAGUGCAUGUGUUCAGGAAGAUUACAUUUAUUAUAUCAUAUUUUUAAACUUCAGGCUAACCUAUAAUUGCUGCUUCCCUCUACAGUCUCCACAGCUGUGUUCACACAUGAACAAAACCCCUGAAUACUUCCUGCUGAGCUGCAUGUUUGAAUGAAAACACCCGAUUCUUUACACCUCAACUUUGCCAAGACUUUUUUCUUGCCAGAAUCUUCCAGAAAUAGUUAAAAAGUAUUGAUUAGGAUAAAAAAACAGGCAUAUAUUGCACUUUAUUGAAUGCAUAAAGCCAUAAAAUGUGAUAGUGAUAACAAUAGAUGGCGUGAGGUUUUGUCGCAGCACCACCACAUGCCAUCUGCUCUCUGUGGUGCAGCUCAUAAAUAAAGCUUAAAGCCGUGGCUGCUGGUUGCUAAUUUCUGACACAUGCUAUCCUGUUUUUUUCUUUAAACACAGGCUUUAAUAUUCAAAUGUUUUCAGGCUUUAUUGACCAAUACACAUAAACCCUUAAUUUUUUAUCUUAAACCUUUGUAAAGAGAGGUCUUCCCAUCGAGGUGUGAGGUUUUAAUUUGAACACAAAUGAACGCAACUAUAACAACCCUGAGUGACACACAUUCAGCACAAAGGAGCAAUAGCAUACCAACAAUACAAUCACAAAAUACAGGCAUACCUGUGAUAUAGUUCAAAACACAAAUCCUGCCAAACUCCAUAAUAAUAAUAAUAAUAACUUGAUUUUUAAACACAGAGGUUUACAAAGUGUUUUGACAAAUAGUCAUGCAGCACAGAACGAAAACACACAGAAAUAAAAACGGAUAAAAACAAAAGCUCAGUUAAAACAAGGCCUCAGAAUUGAGGGCCAUUUUCAUUUGUCAUAAGGAACUCCGACAAUACAAGAACCCUGCAACAUAUAAUGAGACCAUGAGGUACAAAAUAAAAAACAUAAAAUUGGUAAGAAAAAGAAUAUGCAAUAAAAAAGGGGGUUUGAAAGCAGAAAACAGGAUAGUAAAUAUAAAAAGACAAUAUUAAUAAUGAUAAUAAAAUAACAAAAUAAGAAUGAUAAUAAUAGUAAUGAUAAAAUAGAAUAACAAAAAUAAGGAUGAGAAAAAAACAAGGCCUCAAAGGUUAAAUAAGAGAAGAUUAUAAGUAUAAGAAAAGCUAAAAAGACAGUCAAGAAAUAAGAUAGAGGUAAAAGAGAAAAAAGACAAAAAACGGCAUCACAUAAAAGCAUAUCUUUAGAACAGCGUUUUUAAGAUUGACUUAAAAGAAGCGACUGUCUCUGCACGCCUCAUCUCCUCUGGCAGGUCGUUCCAGUGGAGCUCUGAUGGAGGAAGCUCUAUCAGCUUUAGUUUUCCUGACCAUUAUUAUAGUCAGGAAAUUUGGAAAAGAAAGCUUUGUCUCAAGAAUCUGUUAGACACUGUGAUAUGAAUCUGAAGAUGACAACUGAGAAGUCAAAGACAAGCGGGAAUUGGAAGCAAACAAUAAUAGCAGAGGAACAAUGAACAGAAUCAUUUCUUAGGAGUCUUAGAAACACACAAGGAAGUGUCCAAAGAUGCUCUCUCCAUCGCCUCUUACACAAGUUUGCAGUAAGCUGGAAAACUGCUGAAUCUGUAUGGUACCACAGUUGGAGGGGCAAGAAUAAGAAACAACAUUUUGCCAGUCAGCCAGUGAAAAUUAUACAGUGAAAAAAGUAAAAAUAGCACGAACUGUAGAAUACAAUGAACACUGUGGGAUCCUUUAUUUACACAUGUAGUGUUCCUAAUAAUUGUGAUGUCUGUUUUUGAACAGCUGGUGGAGCAUUACUCCUACAAACCUGACGGCCUGCUGAGGGUGCUGACAGACCCCUGCGCCAGACCUGGGGGAGACACGGGUAAAAAACACACACAAUGAUCAAGAAACACCAUUUUAUACCUUUGAAAAAAUUUCUUGACAUUUUUUUGACAUUUUAAGGAAACAAGACCAUCAGUGACAACAUUAAUAAUGUUUAUACUGUUAUUUUUAAACCUGAAACUGGCGCCAGUGGAGGGUGUUAGUGGAGCGGCUGAAGAAAAAGCCCUGUUUUUACAUUUUCCACUAUAAAUAUUUACAAUAGAUUAUACAUCUAAAUGUUGAAAGGUGUUAGGAUAAGUUUCGUUUUACUAGAAGACCCCACUUAAGCUUGCAGAUGACAAGAUAAACAAAGACUCACUUGUCCACAGGGGGUGCCAAAUUGACAAAAAAACCAAAAGCUCCCAACAGGAACUUCAAGCUGAAAAUGAUGGAAAAUGUGAAAAAAUAUGUUUGUAUUCAUACUUUUUACAUUUUAUUUCGACAGCUUCGUUAGGACCACCUUUGCUCCCACAUGACCAUCCAGGAUUCAGCUCAGUUGUGGUAAGUUGAGACUAUUUUUCUCAAUCUGCACGUACGUCUGUGUGUAACUCAGUGGUGCAUUUGCAUUUGGUCUCUGCCCUGUGCUCAUGCCCAAAAAACAGGAAGUGACGUAAUGCAGUUACAUGUCUGAAAAUGUAAAAAUGUUGUUAGUCCUUCGGCACACUGGUUCAUACAUUUGUCUUUAUUUUUAGAUAUUUUACAUGUUAACUCUCUGUUAACUUUCUGUGAAAUGGAAAAAAAACCACUUUUCUCACUUCCCUCUUGUUUCUUUUUAUGCAGACACUUUAUUUUUGAUUGGUUCACUUUUUUUUUUCUAUAAAUGAUAAGAUCAUUACUGUAAACCAGCCCACAGAGCAUUGGAUUAAAUAUGUGUCAACACCCAAAUUUAUCAGUCAUUUCCGCUGGUAACCAGUCUGUUAAUGAUAAAUUGAUAUUAUUGAAGUAUCAUAACUGAUGUGCCCAUGUGAAACACACAUCCCAGGAUAUGCAGUGAGUUCUGCUGUACCAUACCAUCACCAGUAUCAGGAUUUCUAUAUGUCUAAAAUCUGUAUAAAAUCAUAACCAUAAAAGGUAGACAUGCUCGGGAGCUGCAGGUUUUAAGACAGUGUUGUACGCUGAUGUGUGUUCAGUCAAGCGUUAUAAUAUAUAACCCAGUUUCAUCAUCUACAGAACAUAACAUCAUUAAAAUAUUCAGAGAAUGUGGUUAAGACAAAACCCCACAGAGAGUAAACCAGACAUGACCAAGAAUCACUGUCCACAAUAUCAUGAAUACAAACUGUAUGUUGAAAUCUGAGCAAAUAAGCGCUCCACCUCUGAAGAUACAACCAGAGAAGAUCAGAGGAUAAUUCUUUCCUUCCUAGUUUUGGUAACAGUCUUUUUAUUUUGGUCUUCCUCUUCCUGUUCAGUAAUUAACACUGAGUCGUUGUGUACAGUAUGAUCACAGUGUUUCUGACUUCCUUUCAUUCGCAGCUGAUGAGUCAGUCAGUCAGUCAGUUGACUCAGUUUUUGCUCUGUCAGAGAUAAAUUUGGAGUUGACCUUUGACUCUGAAUUUUUUUCCUGUGAAAUUGUCACGUGUUACUGAAACAUGAGCGAGUUAGCAUCUAAAAAUCUCUCUGACGUUUUGGUUUUUCAGCACGGUGCUGCAGAAUUUCUCAACAAACUCAAAACUGUUCCCAUACCAGGCCGAAGAAAGGUGCUCUAACCCUCCUCCUCCUCCUCUUCCUCCUUGUAAACCUGAAUGUUUCUGAGAUGUCUGACCCCCUCCCCCCUUAAUGCUGUGUGUGAUUGGCUUCAGUGUGCUCACUAACACACCUCAGUCUUCCUUUCACCUGUAGCCUUUCCAAAAGCUCACCUGACACAAACAUAUUUUACAGUUUGUGUAGCGUCCCCUUCAUGCUUGAUCUGUGAUAGACAUCUAAUGCCACCCAGAGGUUUCUCGAUGCAACUACACUAUGGACCACAACCAGCAGUCAAACCCAGGUCACAGCAGGUCGUUGUGUCUGUCCUGAUCCGAGGGCCUCUCCAUCUUCCUCUGACUUGAUGUGGAGGAUAUAACUAGUGCAUGAUUUCCAAGUGAAUUCUGUUAUUUUAACCUCUCAACCUAAAUUUGAACAGAAUUCUUAGUCUUAACUAAAAGGUAAAAUUUUAAAAGAUUAUUUCUACCUUUGGGACCAAUAAGAGCAUUUUCUCUAGAGGGUAAUCUCAUUUGGUUCUAUUUUUCUUUAACCCUUAAAAAUUUGCAGUGACCUUUUGUUUUGCGGAUUUUGUAGAGCAAACUUGACAGCCUGACAGCAUCCAGGUCCGACUGUUUUCUCUGUGCCACUGCCAUUCACAAAAUGUGUUGUGUGACGUUUGAGUGGGAGCAAGAAAAUCGAAUAGCUUACUUCAUUGCACAAGAUAUAAUUAAUGAAACAAUCCAACUUUUUCCUCACGUAAUUCAAGGAACAGAAAAACCUGACAUAUUUGGGCCUGUGUUAAAUAUUUUCUCACCAUACAUUUGAGUCAAAAGAUGGUAAAUAUCGACCAACAUUAACCCUAACAUAUACCUGUAUCGAAUCUCAAAAUGUGGACCCAAAGACGGCCUGCCUCCACGUGGAUUUGUAGAGCUACAGCUCAUGUUGGUUGUGGUCUUUGGAAAAGGAAGCAGCACCUCACACUGAAAUGAAUCCCCUCUGACACUUCAGAUUUAGUUUGCUAACUCUGUUUGAGCUUUUUGCACCUCGCGCCUUUCUUUGUUUGUUCACUUUAAACUUUUGUUUGUGCGCUGGCUGGAAGAUUUUUGACCCUCUGGACAGCAGAGCUAGAGAUUCAAAAUAGAUGUUAGCAAGUCUGGCCGGUUCACUUUUUUUAAAGGCGAGGUUUGGGACAUAUUUAGCACGUAAACAAGCCGUUGGUUUGAGAGGCUGUUUGCUAAACCUGCUCCAUCCUCGUCUUUAAAUGCAUGUAUAAUAACGAUAACCCUGUGCAUUACUUUUCUUUCUCUAAUACCCUUCUAUGAUCCACCCUUUGAAGCCGAGUUUAAUGGGCAUCAUGUGUUACAGUGACACUGAAACAAACAAACAAAAUCCAGAAACCAGAGUGCACUCAGCUUUACCUCAGAGGAUAAAGACAUUUGAAUCUUUGGAGUAAUCCAGUUUGGCUGAUGCUUUCACUGUAACACAGGAGCUAUUUAAACAGAUAACCCCUGCUGAAUGAGAGAAUGAUCUAUUGAAUGAACUACAUUAUAGCAGAGCAGCCUAUGACAAUAGUCUUUGUGUUAUUUUCCUUAUUUUUUUUUCUCUGUUUGUCCUCCUCUCUGAUAAACUGCAAACAGAGCCAUUCAUCCCGACAAAAGAACUCUGAUAAUCUCAACCCUUACGAAAUCAGACCGCCCAACGGUCAGGCCGGCAAAGGUGAGUCCGAUGCAGCAAUUCAUUUCACUGUCUCAAACAUUCUCACUUUUUAAAACAGUAUUUACUGUUUCUAAGAUAAAUUGACACAUCACCUCAAUGAUAAAGUGCUGGUGACCCGGGGGUCUCUGCAUGUGCCCCACACAGCACCCACACUCUUUCUCUUUUUCCACAGGCCUGUCCUCUAAAUUAAAUCUCUGAAAUUAUAUUAAAAAAAAACAUUUUAAAGGACAUAAAAAAGCAUGUUUGUAGAAGGUACUGAGAAACCCAAAACCCAAGUUCUUUUAAGUGUCCAUGUGCCUGCAUGCCUGUCCAAAUCAUUUAUUAUUUAGUUAGUUUUUCAUCUUUCUCUUCCAAGCCUGCUGACCUGAGCAGCUGCAGGCAGAAGAGGACAUUUGUGUGUUGUGUCUGCAAAUAGAGCAGAAUCAAAUGAUCUGUCUGAGAGUUAAGUGCUGGAAAAAUUAUCAGAGCAUACACUUAAUCUGAGAUUAAUGCUUGUGUCAGGGUCUCUCAAAGUUAGUUUGAUUAAAAGGCAGAGUCAACCCUGUCUGCAGAAAACUGUAGCCGAGCAUGCGGCCCGAUCUCUGGGUGGUUGUCCAUCAAAGGGGCCUAGUUGACAGUCUCGUUAGUCCGACCAGAGGUUUUUUUUGUCAACAUCACACAAAAUGUUUUCCUUGCAAUGCUCUGCAGAAAAAAAAAACUUUUACUUUGGGCCAGCAUAACCAGUAUCUGUGAUAUCCUAACCUGCAGCAUUUCACAACAUGAAAUGAGGUCACCUGAUCCUGUAGCCACUGGUGCUUAACUUCCUCCACCCAUAGCCCAACUCAAAGGGAUACUCUUAUUAAAGAGAUGAAAAGCGGUUCUCCGUAGUACUCUGAUGAAGCAACUUUCUGGGGUAAAUUUAUGUCGAACAGACUGAUGUGUCAAUCUCUUCAUCCUUGCAUUUAUUUUAUUCCUCCAUCAGAGGCCAUGCCGAUGGACACAGAGGUUUAUGAAAGUCCGUAUGCAGACCCUGAUGAACUGAGGAGCUCCACAGUGGACAGAGAACACCUUAUGCUGGAGGAUGGAGAGCUGGGCUCUGGGAACUUUGGGACAGUUAUACGAGGAAUCUACACGAUGAGGAAGUAUGUUGAAUCACAUCCCUUAGCAAAUAGCAGUAUACUUAAAGUUCAUUUUAUUUACUAUGCUUGAGUAUAAGUGUAUAAGUAAAUCAAGUAUACUACCGACCAUGUACUUUUAGUGUUCUACAAAAUAUACUAAUUUAACACUUCUUAAGACUAAAUUAGUUUUAGUUUAUCAAAUCAAGUUUUAGUUUAUAAAAGUAUACUUCAAGUAUACUCUGUAAGUUAAUUUUAAGACAACCAUUGCCAAACCCUUAUGAAAAGGACUAGAACAUGAUCAAUAAAUUCAAGUCAAAUGUUUUUCUGUCUUUGUUUAUGAUUUUAAGGCACAUAAAGAUAAUGUAAUUGAACACACAUACUAUUUACUGUAAGUGUUUAAACUUCAGCAUUUUAUCAUAUUAAUAUAUAAACUAAAUGUUAAGCACAAGUCAAUGACAUGGCCUUAUUAUGUACUUGGAUCAGGAUACACAAAGUAUAAGUAUAGUUGAGGCAGAAAGACAUAAAACAUAAACUAAAGUACAAGUAUAAGCUUCACUAUUAAAGCAUAAGUGUAAGUGUUAGUAUUAAUGUACUUAGUCUUAGACUUUUGUUUACACUUUUCAGUAUGAGCCAAGUAUACUUCACUUUACUAUUCUUAAGUAUAUAAAAUAUAGUUUAUAAAAAGUCAACUUCAAGUAAACUUCCACAGUUUUAGUAUAAAAUAAGAAUACUCAAAUUACACUUGAAUGAACUACUUUUUGCUAAUGGAUGACACCAACGUGUGGUCAUGUGAGGGCAAUAGAGCACUCAACACUUUGCAACCCCUUUAACUUAAACCAAUCUUCCUUAGUGCAAAUGUUACCAAUCACAAUCUGUAGAAAUAUUUUUGACUUGGUGAUGUUAAAAGAAAAAAGAAGCGUCUCAGGUAUCCCAACUCUAAACUUUCUCUUUAUAUUAGGACAAAGAAGCAGGUCGCAGUUAAAAUUCUGAAGAAUGAUGACAACAACCAGUCGGUACGCGAGGAGAUGCUGAGAGAAGCUAAUGUGAUGCAGCAGCUGGAUAAUCCCUACAUUGUCAGGAUGAUUGGGAUCUGCGAGGCUGAGAACCUGAUGCUUGUCAUGGAGCUGGCUGAGCUCGGACCGCUCCACAAGUUCCUGCAAAAAAACAAGUAUGUCCCCCAAAAACUGCAAAAAAAUAUUUGUUCUUGAAACCUGCAGGAAAACAUGCAGGGACUUCAGUUAAUUUAAUAAAUGAUUUGUUACUUAGGCAGACCAGCAUAAAGAACAUCACAGAGCUGGUCCAUCAGGUGUCCAUGGGGAUGAAAUAUCUGGAGGAACAUAACUUUGUCCACAGAGACCUCGCUGCCAGAAAUGUCCUGCUGGUUACACAACAUUACGCCAAAAUCAGCGACUUCGGACUCUCUAAGGCCGUCGCUGAGGACCAAAACUACUACAAGGUAACUUAAGGCAGUUAGGGAUACAUACAGAAACCCAUGACAUAGCCACUUAUGAUCCCCAUAACAUCAGGGAUGCUGGCUUGGAGCUGAGAGCUGAUAACAAGCACAGUGGUCCCUCGACCCUUUAGGAUGCAUUUAGAUAUGGGAGUGUCUACGAUUUAAUUAAAAAAAAAGUUGAAUUUUGAAAUCUGAAAACAAAACUUCCUGUUAAUAUCUGUUAAUAUCUUUGCCAAAGGUGAAAACCUUUUCUGAUGUGUGUGUGUGUGCGUGUCUUCCCCUGCAGGCAAAGGCUCAUGGGAAAUGGCCAGUAAAGUGGUACGCUCCUGAGUGUAUAAACUACUUCAAGUUCUCCUCCAAGAGUGACGUGUGGAGCUUCGGUGUGCUCAUGUGGGAGGCUUACUCUUACGGACAGAAACCGUACAAGGUAAGACUCACCUGUACCUGACCUGAGGUUGUGAGAGACACUGAGAGGAUUCCUGUCUUAGUGAUAGAUUAGUGAUAGAUGAUUAAACCCCAUCAAGCUUUGGGCCUGUUUUUCCAUUAUGUGUCAGAGAAAAUUUGAAGCUUUUAACCUUUAAACCUUUAACCUCCAGGUGAUACCAGUGGGCUUGUAACAUUAAUGACAGCUUUCUCAGUGAUGGUCGAAAAAACACAAAAACGUUCAUUCUUACGUUCAUCAUUUUAGCCUUUCCAAAGAAAUAAGUCUGAGAAGCCUGCAGGUCCUGAAAUAAAAACUAUUCCAUCACAUCUUAGCCUCCUUUUAUUGGCUCCCUGUUGGAUUUAGAAUUGAAGUUAAGAGUUUACUGAUCACUUUUAAAGCAGUUGCGGGUCUGGCUCUGAGCUACUUAACUGAAAUGAACCACCCUGCAGCCUCAGAUUCUCAAGUGAGAACCUCCUGGUCUAGAAGUAAAAUAGUUUCCUCAACCUGUCUGUUCUGAAUCAUUUCCUCGGACAGAAUUUUUGCACAGGCAUUAAAUUUUCCCUGUACAGCUGAGGUUUUGUUCAGAGAUUUAGUUUAGGUGAUCAUUUUUGACGUGUUUUAUGAUGUUUUUUCAGGGGAUGAAGGGAAAUGAUGUGAUGCAGAUGAUUGAGAGUGGGCAGAGGAUGGACGCUCCCAUGAACUGUCCCCCUGAGAUGUACGACCUGAUGAGGACCUGCUGGACUUACAAGUAAGUGACUAAGGACUCUGGGAAAUUUGCUUUGUUAUAACUUUAUCCAGCAAAAGUGAAUUGGAUCAGUUUGGUUCUGUAUCAGUGGCUUGUUUAUUUUAUAUCAUUCUUGCCUAAAUCAGUUUAAUGACCUCUGUCUGUUCUCUGUUUCAGGGCGGACGAGCGUCCUGGAUUCAGUGUGGUGGAGCCCAGACUACGAGAGUACUAUUACGACAUUUCACAGUGAUUUCCUCACAGGUUUAUGGGACUAUGCAAACUAUAUGACAUGAUGAGAAAAUACUGCUAUAUGAGUGACAGGUUUGAGUUAUAAGUGCUGCAGUAAGUUAUGGAUUUAUUCAAACUUUAAAACCACAAUUAUGCAAAUGUGUUUUUUUUUUAUUUUGUUACUUUACUCUCCUUCCUGAAUGUAAACAAUAAUAAAGUUCUAAUAAACAGAAUGAACUUUCAUUUUUCUGCUGCGAACUACA